UAGCGCGGGAGAUGAGAGGUUCGGCCAGUUCCCGAUAACGACGACUGGGACGUACAAAGAAAGAGCUGAAUCCCUCAGGCAGCGGCAACCCAACGCCCACACGGGGCCUACUAGGCCACGCCCCGGGGGCGUAGCCACAGGUGCAAGUAUCGCGAGCCACGGAGAAGGACGAAGGGAGCGAAAAAUGGCCUGCUGGGGGUCCGUCAGUCCUCCGAGCUUCGUACCCUGGGCUGCGGCUUUGCUCCUCGCUCUGGGCGUGGAUGGGGCUUUGGCGCUACCAGAGAUAUGCAUCCAGUGUCCAGGGACUGUUCGAAAUUUGUCAGAAGUGGCCCAUUAUUGUAAGCAGACACCAGGGCUAAUGCUGCAUGCCCGCUGCUGCCUGAAUCAGAAGGGCACCAUCCUGGGGCUGGAUCUCCAGAACUGUUCUCUGAAGGACCCUGGUCCAUACUUUCCUCAGGCACAUACUGCUAUCAUCAUAGACCUGCAGGCAAACCCCCUCAAGGAUGACUUGGCCAACACUUUCCAGGGCUUUACCCAGCUCCAGACUCUGAUUUUGCCACAAGAUGUCAACUGUCCUGGAGGUAUUAAUGCCUGGAAUACUGUUACCUUUUAUAUAAACAACCACACCUGCCAAGGACAAAGGAACCUUUGUAACAGCACUGGGGACGUAGAAAUGUGCCCUGAGAAUGGAUCUUGUGCACCGGAUGGUCCAGGCCUCUUGCAGUGUAUUUGUGCUGAUGGCUUUCAUGGCUACAAGUGCAUGCGUCAGGGCUCCUUCCCACUGCUUAUAUUUUUUGGGAUUCUGGGAUUCACCACAUUAUCCAUCUCCAUACUGCUUUGGGGGACCCAACGCCAAAAAGCCAAGGCUACAUAAACCACAUAGAUCUUCCUACAGACCUAAACAUCAUUCCGAUCUAUCUCAGACCAGCCAGGGAGAUUUUCUUCUUGGACAGGCAUCACUGACCAGCAGAUCCUCCUCAAGGCGGAGGCUGCCGCUGGAAGGAAGACGGAAAAUGAAUGGCACAACCUUGUAUUGCAGUAGACAAUCCAGUCCGCCUUGGACUAAUACCGGUUCCCAUUUGUGCUGUUACCUAUAAUAAAUGUUUCUAUUUCUUU
This is a messenger RNA of Manis javanica (Malayan pangolin), 1116 nucleotides long. It is a transcript of the gene ATRAID, whose product is annotated as all-trans retinoic acid induced differentiation factor. The record is from RefSeq and is a predicted model, not a curated record. Gene Ontology annotation, cellular component: intracellular membrane-bounded organelle. Lineage: Eukaryota; Metazoa; Chordata; Mammalia; Pholidota; Manidae. Gene Ontology annotation, biological process: positive regulation of osteoblast differentiation.